GGUAGCACGUGCUGUAUUAAAACGAAAAGGGAAGAGAAGUUGUACAUUACGCGGCCUGUUUCCGUUUCAAUUUUUCUUUUCGCCUGUAUGAAGACGGCGUAUCAACACACACACACACACAACGCCUCGUAUUGAGAGAUCGCAGUGCACUGUGUGGGCGAGGAUUUUCCUUCCUGCGCUGCGAUUUAGUAGUAGUUUCAAAUUAGACCGCUCUUUUCUUCGUCUGCUGUCCGUCACUGCGCCAACAACGGUGACAACAGACACGCAAACAAAUAUCUUCCUCUUCUGCGUGGAGACGCAAGGUUGCCUCGCAUCGUAGCAGGCAGCAGCUUUUGUCCGUAGAAACUUGCGUAUAUCCUCUCGCUGUGUUGAUCCUUUUAUUUGUCAUUUAUCUCCCUUCUCUUUUUUACUGUUCUGUUCUUGUUAUCGCCCUGAGCGAGCGGGCCUUGUGCGGUUCUUCUCAUCCUGAAAGCUCCUUCUAGCAGAAAACCGAAGAAGAAAAACCCAUCUCCCCAUUCAGGUGGAGUGACUCGUAAUUGGGGAAAAAAAAACUGCACACACACACACACGCGCACACCGCACCGAUCUAUACAUCCUUCUGCGGAGGCGUUGUAUUUCGAUUCGUAAGCUAUCGCCUUUCUUUUACCUUUCUCGAGUCCAGCAUUUCUCUCUCCCACUCACCGCGUGGUGCGCCUUCCUUGCGUGUGCGUUAAUAGCAGAGCUCUGCGUGCUAAAUCUUUUCCUGCCAUUUUUUUACUUCCCUCUCCGCCGCCCCUCAGGAGCCGCACAUGGACAAACACACAAACCGCCCCCUCCCCGUCAUCAUGCCCGGCGCUCCCAAGGACUACUACACCUCGAUGGUGUACAAGUCCAAUUACCAGGACACGCAAACACCCUUCGUCAUGGGUGCGGCACCAAAAAAGAAUCCGCAGCCGUACCGCACGCCCUUUAACAGCGGCCUGCAAGGUAGCGCCAGCAGCGCCCUGUCGGACGGCAGCGCUUUAUCGAUGCCUCCUUCUGUCGCAGCGAUGAGUGCGGCAACGCUGACGCCGCAGCAGUCAUCGGGGCAGCAGACCGCCUACAUUCCCAGCCGGCCGAGCGGUUACGAAACCUUCGACGCGGUAAAGCCCGCUGGGAGGCUCUACACGCACAACCCGUACGCCUCCUCCUGCACGACGCCCGUCGUGGACGGCUUCCCCAGCGGGUACCAAAACCCCUACAACUCUUCCGCUAUGCGGUGCAGCAACUCUGUCGCCGUGCCGCACGGUUUGCUGAAUGCGACACGUCCCGUCUACGCCGCCUCUGACGUCAGCGGUGGCGGUGAGGCGAGUGUGUUGGCCUCCACGCUGGAGGAGCAGUUCCUCGGUGUGGUGGGUGGCAUCGCGGCCACCGCCAUGUCCUGGCGCGGUCGGCUACUGCUGCUGAGUGUGUUGCGCCUGCAGCACGUGGACAAGAUUCAGAUGAUCUACGACGAGAUCGCACCGCAGUUUAACAUGGUGGCAGUGGAUCAGCACGGAUGCCACGUGGUACGCACGUUGAUUGAGUACAUCACCGCGGAGCAGAUGGAGGCGCUGGUGCCGUUCAUCGACCCGGCGGUGGUGCUGCAGAUGGCCACGGCUACGCAGCACACCCGCCGUGUUCUGCAGGCGAUCUUCGAGCACCACAAAUCGGAGGCUCUCAUGCCACUCGUCGAGGUGGUCAAGACGGACUGCAAGCGGCUCUCCAUGACACAGCAGGGCUGCAUCGUCAUUAUCCGCAUCGUCGAGUACGCCAUGCCGGCGCAGAAAAAAGCCCUCAUCAACGAGCUAGUGCCCAUCCUGCCUGACCUCGCCACGGAUCAGUUCGGCAACUACGUGGUGCAAUGCAUCCUGAAGAACAUGGACGGCUACGUGUCGUUUGAGGACCUCGUCGAGAGCUUCCAAGGGCACUGGGUGGAGCUGUCGUGUGACAAGUACAGCUCCAAUGUGAUGGAGCGCAUCAUCGGCAUGCUGCGCGGCGAAUCUCGCCAGCGAAUCGUCACGGAGCUCAUCUUUGAGCUGUCGAACCUUCAGCGCCUCAUGCAGAACAGCUUCGGCAAUUACGUCUUGCAAGCCGUCAUUGGCAGUGCCGUGGACCAGUACGAGUUCAAGUGCGUCUACGACGCCGUCACGCCGUUUCUUCACACCAGCCCCUAUGGCCACCGUAUCGAGGCGAAGCUCAAGAGCCGUUACGACGUCCUGUACAAGAGCACAUCCAUGGACUGCUGCCCGGUGGACGCCUCUCCAAAGUAA
Messenger RNA from Leptomonas pyrrhocoris, 2270 nucleotides. RefSeq lists its product as hypothetical. NCBI's taxonomy places the organism in Eukaryota, Euglenozoa, Kinetoplastea, Trypanosomatida, Trypanosomatidae. Gene Ontology annotation, molecular function: mRNA binding. Bases 825 to 2270 code for a protein of 481 amino acids. Gene Ontology annotation, biological process: post-transcriptional regulation of gene expression. The transcript has a single exon. Gene Ontology annotation, cellular component: cytoplasm. The record is from RefSeq and is a predicted model, not a curated record.